UCACUAGCGUUACUUUCGCGCGAACGCUUCAGUCUCGCAAACCGUGCUGCUCAACAAACAGCAACGACGGAAAAUAACCAGUCAUCAUUAAAAUUAACUUAACAUUCCACUGCAUUAAAAUUCGGUCGGCCAUUACGUUAUCUGAAGCCCUGCAAGGGUCAACAAUAGGCCCGAUAGUGUAUAUCAUAGAAAAAAAUCAAAAUGUUAAAGUACACAGACGCGCGGAGCAAAAAUCUCUAUUAAUAGAGUAGGGAAUUUAUUGCAUUGGAGCUGAAAAUUCACUAUAGUGCGUAUCGUUCUUGGAAAACGGUUUGGUGGUUAAAUAAAUAAUAGUGACAGUGAAGGGAUUUGAGGAUGGGGUGUGAGCUAACGAAGCUGGCAGCAUCUGAAGUUCAUAAUGACCCCAUAGACCGUCCGCCUCCGCCGGCGGACCCUCGGUCUCCAUUGACCACCAAGCAGCAGUACUGCAUGCUGGCCUCUUGGAAAGGCAUCUUCAGGCAGAUCGAGACCACUGGCAUCAUUCUUUUUAUCAAAUUAUUCGAAGAAAACGAAGAGCUGCUGACCCUGUUCGAAAAAUUCGAGGACCUCAAAACACAAGAGGCACUGGCCAUCUCUACAGAGUUAGCAGAACACGCUACGAAGGUCAUGCACACACUGGAUGAGGGCAUCAAGGGGCUGGGGGAUAUUGACGCCUUCUUCGCAUAUGUGAGGCAUGUGGGGGCUACACAUCACCAGGUGCCAGGGUUCAAGGCGGAGAACUUUUGGAAAAUCGAGCAGCCGUUUCUGCAAGCAGCGAAGACGACGCUCGGCGACAGAUAUACGCCGAACAUCGAAAAUAUCUACAAGAAAACCAUUCGGUUCAUACUGGAAAACCUAGUCAAGGGGUACGAGGAGUCAAGCAAAGAAAACGGGAACGGUCAGAAUGGGCAGACUUGAUGGAUGUAUAGUUUAAGCUGCAGUCACACGAUUAAUGUUAAUGUUAGGCGUUAAAAGAAUUUAAUGAUGUGGACAUUUUUAACCCUAGAUAGCUAACCUCCGUCGAUUCGACGGGCAUUGAAAAGAAAUAACGUUGUAACUUUUUAAUGCCACGUCCAAACGUUUUGUCCCGACUAGCCAACUCAGAGGCCCGGGAGUCCUUUGCAGUGGUGUAGGCAGUGGACAGGUAAGUUUCAUAGUUUUUAGGAUAUUUGAUCUUUGCCCGUCGUUUCGACGGAUGGUUAGCUUUACCGUAAGUAAUUUAGUUUGAGUGCCCGCAUACAUUUUUUUAAUAAAUUUGUAAUUUUUUUAUAUUUUCAUCUUGUUUUCGUUAAAAAACCAUAAAAUAAUAAAUCUACUACUAUAAGAAGUUACUAACGAUGCCCUGGAUGCUAGUCAUGCCCGUGAGACCGAAGACUUUCUGGUGGAAGAUGAUGAGCAAAGUAAUCGUAAUUAUUAACCAUCAGAUUAUGAGUAAAGUUAAGUAAACCCACCACCAGACCUGUCUUCAGACGUGGAACGUGAUUCGUCAAUUAUUUCAAAUGCCGGUCCCUCGGAAAUUACAAAAAUCAGCAUUAUUAUCAUAUCAAAAUAUGCGGUAAACAUAAAGUUGAUUUUUGUGUCACUUGCGCUAAAAAGAAAAAAAAUAUUUUAUGAUUUUAUUACUUUUAAUGUUUUUACGUACCAUAUUAAGUAAAAAAACCGAUUAUUUUAUUUAAAAUUUUCAUUGAUAUUGCAUGUCAAAGUGGUUACUUACAAAAUGUUAAAAUUUCUUUAGAGGUCUAAGAAAAAAUAUUUUAAUUUAAUAAAUAAAUAAAUAAGGUGAAUUUAAAUAAUGCACAUUUAUUCGCAAAUAUAUGAAGGAACCAAACUGUAAAAAAGACUUAGAUUUUUUAAAUUACUUCGUCCAAAAAAUAAUGUUUUUUUAAUACCCGUCGUUUCGACGGAUGGUUAGCUUAAACAGGGUACGCCGGAAGGUUAGCUAUCUAGGGUUAAGAAAUCAAUGUCCGUUUUCACCAUCAAUCCAUAAUUUUUACGUGACUCACAAAUCAUAAGGUGGUAAUACAUAAUUAUUAUAAAUUUUGUUUUAAUAGGGUUCACUUAAAAAUUAGAGAUUUUUUUGCCUGUAUGCUCUUGGCCUGUAUCUCACUUGGAUUAAUGGUGAAAACGGGCAUAAGUGGUCUUUCCACAACACACCACUUGUAUCGUGUGUUGGCCGCUUUAUUUGAUAAUUUUGGAUAGAUAUUUGCACACAUUUUAAUGUAAAAACGUCUCUGUUUUUUUAUACAUAUUAAGAGGUUUAACAACUUCUAUAAGCGAAUUGCAAAACGUUGUAUUAAUGUCAGUAUACCAAGUUACCAACUAGUUUACAAAAUUAAAUGUGUUAUAGGGUACAUUAUAUCAAUUAUAAGAAAUGUGUAUCAUCGUAACUUCAGUUAAUUAUAACUCCAUAAGUAGAUAACAUAAUUAUAAUUACUCUACAAUUCGUAUUACAAAAGCAAUUAAAGCUUCAUAUA
Messenger RNA from Ostrinia furnacalis (Asian corn borer), 2492 nucleotides. RefSeq names its product neuroglobin. The record is from RefSeq and is a predicted model, not a curated record. The coding region runs from base 355 to 936 and encodes 193 amino acids. Lineage: Eukaryota; Metazoa; Arthropoda; Insecta; Lepidoptera; Crambidae. Gene Ontology annotation, molecular function: heme binding; oxygen binding. The transcript is spliced from 3 exons.